Messenger RNA from Brassica napus (rape), 4946 nucleotides. RefSeq names its product probable inorganic phosphate transporter 1-3. Lineage: Eukaryota; Viridiplantae; Streptophyta; Magnoliopsida; Brassicales; Brassicaceae. Gene Ontology annotation, cellular component: membrane. The transcript has 2 exons. Gene Ontology annotation, molecular function: phosphate transmembrane transporter activity. Gene Ontology annotation, biological process: phosphate ion transport; transmembrane transport. Bases 1929 to 3536 code for a protein of 535 amino acids. The record is from RefSeq and is a predicted model, not a curated record.
CCGUCACACUACGUCAAUGUUUAUGAAGUAAGAAGAAGGAAUGAGAAGUAGUCAAAAAAGGAAAGAGAGAGUUGGUUGUGCCGUGGUGGUUUUGGUGGCUGAGACGACGGCAAUUUAUAGAAGCAAACUCUCCGGCAUCUUGUGGGUAUAUCCACAUUUUUAUAAUUUUAAUUUAGCUUCCUUCACUUUCUUGAAAUUUUCUAUUUGCUCUUCUGGAUAUGGUGUAUUGAUGGGUCUACAUAUCAAUUUAUUGUUUUGUAUAGUUAUUACUAUAUUUCCCGUUACAUCUACUGAAUUUUUCGCCGUUUCUAUAGAUUAAUCAAAGUCGACUUUGUUAAUAAAAUGUCAACUAAGUUUCAAAAAAAAAAUGUCAACCAUUUUCGUCUAAGAAAAUAAUUUUGAAAGUAAUUUUUUAAACGUUUCCUUUUAAUUUAAGUCUUGGAUUUGUCAAUAAAAUGUCGACAGCCAGUUUUGCCUAAGGAACACUACAGAAAGUAAAGUUAAAUUUUAAAAAAAAAUAUAUAAAUCCUAUUAAAGUCUAAUAUAUCUAAUAUCUAUUAUAUAUUAAAAAAGAAACAUUGUUAUUUUUCACACUAUACUGGAUACGUGGUAGUAUCAUAAUUGUAAACUUCAUCAUCAAACAUUAGGAAUAAUAGCAAUUGUUUUUUAACAUUGAUAUUUGAGUAUAUAAGAUUUUUACAUACACUUUUUUCGACUGUCCAUAUUGUUUGGACCAAGUUUCUACUCAGACAAAUAGUUACUCAGAAGAAUUUUUAUGUGUGACCAUGCUGGUCUAGAUGAGAAUAAAUAAUGCCUUUGGUUUUCGCCAUCUUCGUGAGAGAGUCUUUACGAAGUUAACAUUCUUUCUGUUGCAAUAAUCAACAUUAAUAAUAUAAUCUCAGCUUUUUGCUUUUCUCCGAGAUAGAUAGGCCUGUUACAAUAAACGUCCCUCUUUAUUUUAUGGUAUCCAGUUUUAUAUCAUCACGUCAGUCUUGGUCGUAUCCUCAGGCUUCAUGCUCGAUCUCCAGCAUCCACUCGUGCAUCAAACACACAUACCAGUUAUCAAUCUUGGUGUUUAAAACUAUCAUCUAGAAGGAAGACAGAGGCAGAUUGUUUUGAUAAUGAAACAGGCUACGAACGAAUAUUAGGUCAAAUUAACGUGAAUACUGAAUGCGAUUUUUUAAAACAAAAAUAGGGACUUGAGGAUAAACUUUUGUGAAACAAUUCGUGGUAGCAUUAAUUUUAACUCGAAUAAUCAUCAGAAUUCUACAGAAGUAAUCCUUUUCAGAUAAAUAACAAAUUGUUAUUGACAACGCUCAUGAAUUAUGCUGAAAGAAAGAGAAAAAUUGUGAGAAUAGUUGUGGUACUAGCCGGCCGUCCAAUGAGUAUCUUGUAUUAUAGUAUGGAUGGGUAUAGUAGUGGCUUGGGAAAUUAAUUUUAUCAAACUAAGUUCGUUUUGUUUGACAGCAAAUAGGCUUAUAAAGAAAUAACAAGAGAUAGUAUAUGCUUAAUGUGUUGUCAAAACUAUAAACAAGAAUAUACCCAGUAAAUGAUUCUGCGCUCAUAUUCGCGUUCUAUAAACUCCCCAACAUUUCUGCACUCAAAACAUCUCUUCAGUCUCCUUCAUGCAAGCUAACGACAAGGUUAGGAUAUAGAAUUGUAUGGGAAUCAACUUACGAUUUAUAAACGACAACAUUUUGGCGUAUGUAAUCUAAUGUUUAGAUAUUUAAAAUAUUGUUUCAUUAUUGAACACAUUCGUUUCUUUAAUGUCUUUCUUUUAGACGUGAAGCCAAGAAUCAUACUAGUUUUUGUUCUCUUACCCAACAGGGGGGAUCAGAAUGUCUCCACGUUAAUAUUGUACGAAGUAUAUCAAUACAAAAGUAUUAACUUUUAAUGUGUGAAAGCAGGAGAGACGACCAAAGCUUAAGAUGGCCGAACAACAACUAGGAGUGCUGAAGGCACUCGAUCUUGCGAAAACCCAACUUUACCAUUUCACGGCGAUUGUCAUCGCCGGUAUGGGUUUCUUUACUGAUGCCUACGAUCUCUUCUGCGUCUCAUUGGUGACCAAGCUCCUUGGCCGACUCUACUACUUCAAUCCGUUGUCAGAAAAGCCUGGCUCACUUCCCCCUCAUGUCGCGGCUGCAGUCAAUGGUGUGGCUCUCUGUGGGACCCUUGCCGGUCAACUCUUUUUCGGAUGGCUCGGUGACAAGCUUGGAAGGAAAAAAGUGUAUGGUAUCACUUUGAUUAUGAUGAUCCUGUGUUCUGUUGCUUCUGGUCUGUCUUUCGGUGACAAAGCCAAGGGUGUCAUGACCACUAUCUGCUUCUUCAGGUUUUGGCUGGGAUUCGGUAUUGGAGGUGACUACCCUCUCUCUGCCACCAUCAUGUCUGAAUACGCAAACAAGAAGACUCGUGGGGCUUUUAUCGCGGCAGUGUUCGCCAUGCAAGGCGUCGGUAUCUUAGCCGGAGGUUUUGUGGCAUUAGCAGUCUCUUCCAUUUUCGACAAAACUUUUCCAGCUCCGUCCUAUGCAGUCGACAGGGCUCUCUCCACGCCUCCUCAAGCAGAUUACAUUUGGCGAAUCAUCGUCAUGUUUGGUGCUCUACCCGCAGCCUUGACUUACUAUUGGCGUAUGAAGAUGCCCGAAACUGCUCGUUACACCGCACUGGUGGCCAAGAACAUCAAGCAGGCUACACAAGACAUGUCCAAGGUCCUACAAGUGGAUCUUGAGAUGGAGGAAAGAGCAGAGGAUUUCAUCAAAGACCCCAGACUAAACUAUUGCUUGUUCUCCAAGGAAUUUGCGAAACGGCAUGGUCUUCCCCUGCUCGGAUGUACAUCCACUUGGUUCUUGCUUGACGUUGCCUUCUACAGCCAAAACUUGUUCCAAAAAGAUAUUUUUUCGGCUAUCGGUUGGAUCCCUAAGGCAGAAACCAUGAACGGAAUCAACGAGGUUUACAUGAUUGCUCGAGCACAAACUCUCAUAGCAUUCUGUAGUACUGUACCCGGCUAUUGGUUCACAGUUGCGUUUAUUGAAAUUAUGGGAAGGUUUGCUAUCCAGCUGAUGGGAUUUUUCAUGAUGACCGUCUUUAUGUUUGCCAUUGCCUUCCCUUACGACCACUGGAUCAAACCAGAGAACCGUAUUGGAUUUUUGGUUAUGUACUCCCUCACAUUCUUCUUCGCCAAUUUUGGACCAAACGCAACCACCUUCAUUGUACCCGCUGAGAUAUUCCCGGCUAGGCUAAGGUCCACAUGCCAUGGUAUAUCAGCCGCUACAGGAAAGGCUGGAGCCAUUGUAGGAGCUUUUGGGUUUUUAUACGCAGCUCAGCCCCAAGACAAGACCAAAACGGAAGCAGGAUAUCCACCGGGCAUUGGAGUCAAGAAUUCUCUCAUCAUGCUUGGUGUCAUUAACUUCAUUGGUAUGCUCUUCACUUUUCUUAUCCCUGAGCCCAAGGGUAAGUCUCUUGAAGAGCUGUCCGGUGAAUCAGAAGUCAGGAAAUCAUUAGGCAGUCAUAAUGUCGUAUUUUCUACCAGUUCAUGUUAAUUAAGUUUUCUUUUGCAAUUUUUCUGGUUUUCGCGAUGGGCGAUGUGAUAUUUGGAAUAAUGCACGUCUAUACUUUUUUUUUGUGACCAUAUAUGAUCAGUCCCCAUAUACGGUCAAUAGAUACUUGGUCAUUGUUAUGUUUAUACUUCCAUUUACAUGUCUACCUCUUUCAUACUUACUAAACAUAUUAAAACCAUUUGAAACAUUAAUUUUACAUAGCUAAUCGAGUCUCCACGUAAAAGCAUCUUUUUAAGCUCAAAAUAAGGUUACAAGAGAAACUAAUAAAAAUAAUUUAAACUUUUUUUUGAGCAAACAAUAAUUUAAACUAUAUGAUACAAUACAGACAUAAAUAUAUUCUUGGUAUGAAAAGGAUCUAUUGAUUUAAUCUCUUGAUUUAAACAUAUAUACUAUGGACAUAUGGUGGAAACUAAGUCCAAUAAUACAUGAACUUAUAUAUGAAAUUAAAUUCAUAUGUAUAUGUUUUUCCAAAUAUCCUAUGUUUUCGAAUAUGCUUUAUUUUAUUUAUGAUUUUAACUAUUGCUAAAUAAUAAUUAAUCUUAUGACUAUAUGUAUCCAGUUUGCAGUCUCAAAUGUCAACAGUUAAGAGUUGAACGAUUCGACUACAAAAAAAAAAGAUAAAGAAAUUCGUAACUUCUCGACGAUGGUGGUAUUAAAACUCCUUAUUUUAAUUUAAGAAAAUGCAUUUAUAUAUUGCAAAUAACAAUAACUGCAUAGUUUAAUCAAAUAUACAUAUAUACAAUAGUUGGAAACUAAAAACUGAAAUGAACAUUUAAAAAAAAAAUAACUUUGCUUUCAUCUAUUUACAUUCUCAGCAAAAAAAAAAAAAACGUUGUGAUCAACAGAAUUGACAUUAUUUACGUAGCGAGUUCACAUUCAUUCUCAACAUUUUUAUAGAAAUGGACAUAAAAUACUAGAGUUUUUGCAAUACUAUGCCAUUACUUAUUAACUAUGCGAUAGUGCUUUCCAAAACUGAAUGUAACCGAUUUUGAUACAUAAUUAUCGUUAUGUGUAGAACAUUUAAAUAGAAAUAUAUUUAUUACAUUUCGAUAUGUUCGACCCACUGUCAUCUUUAUACUCUUGAAUCUGCAUAGACUGUAGAGAUAUACAAAGGUUGUUCUUCAAUAUAUAGCUGGUGUCCUGUAUACUGUAUUUGCUCAUAUACAUGAUCUUUCUUUAUCAUCAUUUUUAUCAAUCAAGGCUAAGAGUAGGACUACCCCUUAAUUUAACUCCGAAAUAAAUCUCUUCUUUGUUUCUUUUUUUAAAGACAAUUUAUUGUCUAUCUUUCAUUUAACUCGGUAAAAAUAUACAACCAAUAUAACCGUUGAGAGGCUAAAAAGAAAGACCAACGAAGCCAUGAAUGAAUGUUACUAUCAAGCCGGUGACAUUAGG